Momordica charantia (bitter melon) is the source of this 1601-nucleotide messenger RNA. The record is from RefSeq and is a predicted model, not a curated record. NCBI's taxonomy places the organism in Eukaryota, Viridiplantae, Streptophyta, Magnoliopsida, Cucurbitales, Cucurbitaceae.
UUGAAGGAUUCUUGUUGUCAGGUUGCAUAUGGCUUCUGUUGAUGAUAAUUGAGUGGAAGGGUUGGAGGAGGAGAACUUUUUUAACUGGCCCAGGAACUGAGGUUUCAAGAUGCAGUCUAUUAAUGCUGUUGAGCAAGAAUCAAUUUCUGGAAGUUUUCAAGUUSGUACUAGAAUGUUCGCUUACAAGAGCGUGAAGAUUGUAAUCUUCUCAAAUAAACUCAACUUCCUUUUGCCUUUUGGUCCUCUAGCCAUUCUUGUGGAUAAGUUGUCUGGUCAUAAUAGUUGGGUCUUCUUCCUGAGUCUAUUGGGUAUCAUACCGUUGGCGGAGCGGUUAGGUUAUGCCACAGAGCAGCUGGCUUUUUACACUGGACCUACAGUUGGGGGUCUAUUAAAUGCCACUUUUGGAAAUGCGACGGAACUGAUUAUAUCAAUUUUUGCACUGAAAAGCCAAAUGAUACGUGUUGUUCAGCUGUCAUUACUAGGUUCAAUUCUGUCUAACAUGUUGCUGGUGCUUGGUUGUGCAUUCUUCUGUGGUGGGAUUGUUUUCUGUAAAAAGGAACAGAGUUUUAACAAGGCAACUGCUGUUGUCAACUCAGGAUUGUUGUUAAUGGCUGUCAUGGGCCUGCUUUUUCCUGCUCUUCUCCACUACACGCACAGUGAAGUCCAUUUUGGGACGUCGGAAUUGGCACUCUCUAGAUUCAGCAGCUGCAUCAUGCUUCUGGCUUAUGCUGCUUAUCUUUUCUUCCAAUUGAAAAGUCAGAAGAAUCUUUAUUCUUCCAUUUACGAGGAAGAAACUCAGAGCGAGGAGAGCUCAGAUGAAGAUGAAGCUCCUGAGAUCUCCAAGUGGGAAUCAGUUAUCUGGCUAUCAAUUUUGACCAUCUGGAUUGCUGUUCUAUCAGAAUACUUGGUUGAUGCGAUCGAAGGUGCAUCUGUAUCCUUGGAAAUCCCAGUGUCGUUUAUUAGUGUUAUACUACUUCCGAUUGUGGGGAAUGCUGCUGAGCAUGCAAGCGCUAUUAUGUUUGCUAUGAAAGAUAAGCUUGAUAUUUCUCUGGGUGUAGCUAUCGGAUCAUCAACUCAGAUAUCAAUGUUUGGGAUUCCUUUCUGUGUGGUAACUGGAUGGAUUAUGGGACAACCAAUGGACUUGAACUUUAAACUCUUCGAGACGGCGACGCUUUUUAUAACUGUAAUAGUGGUAGCUUUUUUGCUGCAGUUUUUUCUGCAGGAAGGAACUUCAAAUUACUUCAAGGGACUUAUGCUUAUCCUUUGUUAUCUGAUAGUCGCAGCUAGUUUUUUCGUGCACGUCGAUCCUCCUUCACCCGAGAACAAACUGGGGAGUCUGAAAGCGUAGCAGAAGAGGAGAGGAAUCUUCAGUGAAAUUCAGAAGGGCUUUCUUCACGAACACRACUUGCUCAAAGGCCAGGGAUGGAAGAUUUACUUGAAGAAAAUGCUUUGAAUGCUAGAGGUGCUGUAAGUGUCUAAGCAGUGCUGAUCUAACUUGGGUUUCUUAUAACUAGAAAACUUGAUUAUGUGUGUAAUUUUACUGUAAAAAUUGGUCAUUUCCAGAUGCUAGUUGUUAAUAAGAAUGUAUAUUUUUAUUCAAA